AUGUCCGGCUGGUCGGCGCCUCAGACUGGGUCGGCUCCGGGCACUGACGACUUCGCUACAGAUGUCAAUUAUGCCUGGAAUCCUGACUUCGACGCACUGGAACAUUUCAACGAGUUUGGUAACGAAGCCAACCUUCUCAAUGGGGUUGGGCUUGGUUUCAAUAACGAAUCUGAUUUCGGGAACUUCUACGCCUACAACUUCGGACCCACUCCGGAUCAACAGCCCGUGUGGGGCGCCGUUGUACCGGCCGGGCUCACCGUCACUCUGGGCGACAACGCCGGGCUCAUGACAAACCCAGACAGCCCCGGAACUGCCACUACGGCGCUCCCCGCCACCACCACGAGUGCAGUGUACCGUAUGCACCAAAACUUUCCGCGAUAA
Messenger RNA from Phaeoacremonium minimum UCRPA7, 381 nucleotides. RefSeq lists its product as hypothetical. NCBI's taxonomy places the organism in Eukaryota, Fungi, Ascomycota, Sordariomycetes, Togniniales, Togniniaceae. The transcript is spliced from 2 exons. The coding region runs from base 1 to 381 and encodes 126 amino acids. The record is from RefSeq and is a predicted model, not a curated record.